Paraphaeosphaeria sporulosa is the source of this 1603-nucleotide messenger RNA. RefSeq lists its product as uncharacterized. The transcript is spliced from 3 exons. The coding region runs from base 213 to 1208 and encodes 331 amino acids. Lineage: Eukaryota; Fungi; Ascomycota; Dothideomycetes; Pleosporales; Didymosphaeriaceae. The record is from RefSeq and is a predicted model, not a curated record.
GUUCAUUGAUGUUCCAGAAGCUCGACCUGGAGCCCCACAGCGCACGUGGAUUACAGUGACCGGUGUUUGUAGGCACCCCAGACCCCAGAGUUGUGCGCAUGUCUUGCGCGACACUAUCAUUCUAUACUUGUAAAUGGUAGUGCGCCGCCCUCUUGGGAUACUUGCGUGUUCGGGCACACCACGAUUUUUGACGCAUACCACACAACCCUGCCAUGCGUCCGCAUAGCCGCGAGGAACUCGACAAUAAAUGGAAGAUCAUACAACACGCAGCUCUCUUAUCGGCACUUGUCGUGUGUAUCGUAACAAUCAGGAUAGCGUCAAGCUUGUUGCAAUGGAAGCGCCUGUCAGUUCCCGAAUACCUUCUUCUUUUUGCGACCGCAGGCAGUCUGGCUCUGAACGGCGCGAGUAUUUUUGUCGUUGAUAGUGGUGGGCUCGGACAUCAUAUAGGCAAUGUGUCUCGUGCACAGCUUGUGUACUUGUUCAAGUUUUAUUUCGCGGCGGCACUGUUGAUACCGACCUGUUUUGCAACUGCAAAGCUAUCACUGCUCUGGCUUCUCCACAGAAUUUUCGCCCAUUCGUGGUUUCGGAAUGUCGUACGAGUGCUUGCCGGGGUGGUCGUCGCCUGGUGGGUCGCAAGCAUUGUGCAGGAAGUUCGCAUCUGCUAUCCUGUCGAAACAAGAUGGAAAGGCACCUGCAAGGGCAAACACAGCCUGAGAACGUACCUCAUACUCCCGAUUCCAUGGAUCGUGACAGACUGGCUAAUCCUCCUCACUCCAUUGCCGGUUCUAUGGAAGAAUAUCGAUACCAGAAGGUCACGAGCAACGCAGGUUGGGCUUUUAACUCUAUUUGGGCUGGGGAUUGUCACUUGCUGUAUAUCCAUCAAACGUUUUAUCGUGCAGCUGAAGACGAACGUGGACGAUCUGACUUUCACCUUGGCUGAGCCGACUCUGUGGCAGAUGAUUGACCUCAGCACCACCAUCUGCUGCGCCGCUCUUCCUGGAUCAACUCACACACUGAAGAGGAUGCUACCUGUCGAUCUACUCGAGCAGGCAGUAGAUUGGGUUGAGCGGAAAUGGCACGCUACAAAACAGAGUAGCUGUACGUCUCGUAGUGUUACAGCUGAAGAUGCAGAAGCAAAUCUCCCUCCUGUAUCUACUUUACGACAUACACAAGACCCAAUGAGCGACCCCACAUCCAAUCAAGUUUGAGUCGAGCUUCGACCUGCAUAUCAUGCGGUCAUUUCUCUCUCUCCAAUAAUCCCUCACAUUGUCAAGCAGUUGUGAUAAGACUUGGACAUUCCUUCCAAAUCUGAAGAGACCGAUUUCACUGAUCUACCACCGUGGCUAGACUCCCUCACGCACAUGCUGGCAACUGGGAAUCAUGGUCAUAUGGAAAUUUCUCUCGGGCAGACCACAUACCAGAAACACGGAACCGAUGAAUCAUGACACUGGGCUGUCAUUGCUUUCUUACAGCACAGUAGGAACAGAAGUCCUUACUUUUACAGACGCAAUUGGGGAGGUCAUUAACGCGGGCAGACUUUACCUUGAGCAGGUCGCGUAGUGGGAUAUUAUAUGUUUCCAGCAACGGGAUAGAACCAUCUCCC